Messenger RNA from Sinocyclocheilus grahami, 2294 nucleotides. Its product is annotated as alpha-ketoglutarate-dependent dioxygenase FTO-like. Gene Ontology annotation, molecular function: ferrous iron binding; broad specificity oxidative DNA demethylase activity; mRNA N6-methyladenosine dioxygenase activity. Gene Ontology annotation, biological process: regulation of multicellular organism growth; RNA repair; DNA alkylation repair. The transcript has 9 exons. The coding region runs from base 209 to 1888 and encodes 559 amino acids. NCBI's taxonomy places the organism in Eukaryota, Metazoa, Chordata, Actinopteri, Cypriniformes, Cyprinidae. The record is from RefSeq and is a predicted model, not a curated record.
CGAGGAUUCUGGGAAAUGUCGUCCUGACCGGAAUGCUGGUAGCGACUCAAAAACAAAACAGCAACGUAAAAUAACGACACCAGGUUCAUUGUCAUACACGUUGCAUAUAAUAUCGUAAACAUAGCUAAGAUUAUAUUUAAAUCCGCUCAAGAAAAGUUUACACGCUAACGGCACAAUCUAAAGACUACAUCACCCAGCUCUGCGCGCUAUGAAACCGAGGCAGCGUAAACAGUACUUCAGGAACAUGAAAAGAUCGGAUGACAGUGAGAGGGAAAAGAGGAGAAAGAGGCGGAGGCUUAUACAGGAACUGGGUGAGCAGAGGAUUCCCUACCUUUCUCCUGCAGACCCAGGAUUUCAGGAACUGUGGGACUCCAGUUAUGCAGGACUGGCUUUACGACAGUCUAGUGCCCUGCCAGAUGGUCUCCAUGAAAGGGUGCAGUCUGCUUUGAGAACUCUUCAGCGGCGUGGAUGUCUCCUCCGAGAUCUUGUCCGAGUCCGAGAUCGGGACGUCUUCACAGCUGUUUCGCGUGCUCUCGUGGGUCAGCCGGGCUACACAUACCGUUAUCUGGACACCCGUCUGUUCACUAUCCCAUGGCACUGUGAGGGAGAAGAAGGCCAGAAAGAUGAGAAAGACAAACCUUGCUGUGACUCCGACCUGAGAGACGCUUGCAAAGCAUUGUGGGAGCUCAAUCAGUUCUUUUGCUCGGAUGUAAAGCAGCAGACAAACGCAAGAGGCGUCAAGCGUUCCCGCAGUGACACUGAAAACAGUGAAGACACACCGGGGGAGGGAAUGUGCGAAGAGAGUGUUAAGGACAGGUUACUUGAGGAGAAGCAGGAGGAAGAGGAGGAGGAGGAGGAAGAGGAAGAAGACAGUGGUCAGGGCUGUUCUCAUUCCUCACCUCCUUCAUCUGCUCUGCCACCUGAUGUGGCCGGCCUGGUUCAGUUUAACAUUACCCUCAUCAACUACAUGGACCCUAUAGCCAUGACCCAACUGAAGGAAGAGCCGUAUUAUGGCAUGGGCAAGAUGGCGGUCGGUUGGCAUCAUGAUGAGAACCUGGUUCCUCUGUCACCAGUUGCUGUCUACAGCUAUAGCUGCCCAGCAGAGCCAAAGAAUGAAGGGGUGACUGAAAAGGACAGGGAGGGACAGAGUAAAGAAAAAGAAAAACAAAAAGAAACCAAGACAGAAGGUGAAGGAACAAGUAAAGAAGAACUGAAGAAAGAAGAAGGAGAAGGUUUGGAGAAGGAGGAAGUACAGAAAGAGAAGGCAUGUUGGCGUGUUGGACUGAAGGUGGCCUGGGACAUCCACACACCAGGUCUGGCUUUGCCUCUACAGUCCGGAGACUGCUACUAUAUGACAGAUGAUCUGAAUCGGACACAUCAGCACUGUGUACUGGCUGGUGACACGGCUAGAUUCAGCUCAACUCACAGAGUCGUACAGUGUUGUACAGGAACUCUGGACUACAUACAGAAACGCAGCUCAGAGGCCUUGGAGAAUUUACACACCGACCCUGAGAAGAACACCAAGAGCCUGAAGUCCCUCCUCCCCUCCACCCUCCAGCACAUUGAGGAUAUCCACAACGAGGUGGAGUUUGAAUGGCUGAGGCAAUACUGGUUCCAGGGCCGGCGAUUUGCUCGAUUCUGCAGCUGGUGGACUAAACCCAUGGAACAGAUGGAGAAAGACUGGAAGGAAAUGGAGCAAAUGACUCAGCUGCUGUUGGCUGUGGUGGAGGACGAGAACACGGCACAGGAGAACAGAAGAGAGAUGGCAGACAUUUUACUGAACGCCCUGUCGGACAGACAGCAGCACAGACAGACAUGGAGGGACAGCAGGAGGACAACGCUUCAGGCCGAGAGAGUUCACACAAACACACGCAUACACGUGUGCUGAUAGCCCAUUGACUUGCUUCCUCUGAGAUAAGGGCGACUGAGAGACAUAUCCCAUUUGUUCCGAUAACACAGCGAACCAGCCGUACACACACAGAUACGCAUACCAACACACUAGCACACACACUCCUCAUUUCUCUUGCUUUAUUACUUCCCAUCAGACUACUGUGUGUGCGUGUGUGUGGCAAUCUGUCUUCAUUCAGAUCAGACCAUUAGUCAGUAUGGCCUGAAAGAACUAAAUUUCCCCCUUGAAAUUCUUGCAUCUUAACUUUAAGAAAAAUAAGGACUCCUCCCUGUCUUCUUGUUUCUGUAAAGUGGCCCCUUUAAGGGGGUCGUCCCCUCACUUUGACCCCUGAGUGACGCCCAGUGCUGCUGGUACCUGUAAACAGUGCUGAUGUUUUGCUAAAGUU